Messenger RNA from Schistocerca nitens (vagrant locust), 1053 nucleotides. RefSeq lists its product as uncharacterized. NCBI's taxonomy places the organism in Eukaryota, Metazoa, Arthropoda, Insecta, Orthoptera, Acrididae. The record is from RefSeq and is a predicted model, not a curated record. Bases 1 to 1053 code for a protein of 350 amino acids. The transcript is spliced from 3 exons.
AUGGAUAUUCAUGUUCUUCAAAGCCAGCCCGCCCAGGAGGUCGGGUUUAAAGACUCUUCCACGGUUCGUGUGGGUAAUAAACUUGUUCGCAAUAAGCCACCCACCCAGCCCUCUGCUAUGCGACCCAAGCGUAAUUCAAACGCUGUAAAAAGUAAUGUACAGACUGCAAGUGAAGCGGGAGUUGUUGUUCCGCCCGCCCAACCCACGAGUUGUCAUUUGGUCCGCGGCGGGUUCCAGCCGUGCCUUCCGACUUCGCUGCCGCCCCCAGGGCAGCAGCAGCAGCCGUCGCCGCUACCACGCCGACAGCCCGUCCCGUUGCUGCCUCCCGCGCAGCUUCAUACGGGAGCGCCCCGGGUGGUCGCUCCGGCGCCUGCGGUCCCUCUUCAGUCGCCACCGCCUUCGGAGCUGAUGGACGUCGACCCCUCAGCCGGGCCGCCUUCCCAAGCGGUGGCUGUGCAGCCUGUACUGCAACCGCUUUCCUUGGGCACCCCCAUGGAGUCUGACACCGCAGCGCCUUGUCCGGCGCCCACUCAGCAGCCGUCGACGCAGCGUCAGGAGACGCUGCCUCUCUUCGUGGGUCCCGACGCCCCGUCGCGUCCAGUACCAGAAGCUGUGCCCGUGGUCACAGGCGUGCACCCUGACCUCGGUUUUCAGUCGGUGUUUCCCGAGGCCCCGCGCAGCCAAUGCUGGGGUGCGGACCGGGGACUGCCACCGACAACAGUCUCCGCCCCGGUGCCCCGCAAUGAACUUCUCCAACGAUCCACGAUGACCUCUCUCCCGCUAACGUGUGUGGAGGCGGCACGACAUGAUGUGAUGGGUGAUCAAAACCUGCUACCUCCUCGGGCCGCUGCGAGCUCCGUUGGAGAGUCAGCGCCAUCGACGACGCCGCAGCCAAACAAUGCAGAGGGUCCUGCAGCCUCUGCCCACCGCAGCGUCGUGGGCACCCAGCCGCCGUCACUGUCGGGAUCGGACACAGGGAUUCCUGGUGACCGCGACCAUGUGGAGCCCCACCCUCCAGUGGAUUUCGAAUCUCGGACCCGCAAGCAAAAAUAA